AUGGACGUGGAAAUGACAGACGUCAAGGAGCCUGCGUCUACCUUGUACACUGGCACUCUCGACCAAUGGAUUGAACAGCUGAAGGAAUGCAAACCGCUGACCGAAGCCGAAGUUGCCACCAUGUGUGACAUGGCUCAAGAAAUUCUUCAGCAAGAAUCUAACGUCCAGGGUGUGCACACCCCUGUCACAGUGUGCGGUGAUGUACACGGGCAGUUCCAUGACCUUAUGGAGCUAUUCUGUAUUGGAGGACCCUGUCCAGAUACGAAUUACCUGUUCAUGGGAGACUAUGUUGACCGAGGAUACUACUCGGUCGAGACUAUCUCCUUGCUGGUUGCCAUGAAGAUCCGGUAUCCCAACAGAAUCACCAUCUUGCGAGGAAACCACGAAUCUCGACAAAUCACACAAGUCUAUGGCUUCUACGACGAGUGCCUGCGGAAAUACGGCCAUGCCAACGUUUGGAAGCGAUUCACAGACCUCUUCGACUACUUGCCUCUCACAGCUCUCAUAGAAAACAAAAUAUUCUGUCUGCACGGAGGACUCUCGCCUACAAUUGACACCCUCGACAACAUUCGAACGCUCGACCGUAUUCAGGAGGUGCCCCAUGAGGGUCCCAUGUGUGACUUGCUUUGGUCUGAUCCCGACGAGCGAUGUGGGUGGGGUAUUUCCCCUCGAGGAGCGGGAUACACAUUUGGUCAUGACAUUUCUGAAGCUUUCAACCAUGCAAACGGUCUCGAAUUGAUUGCACGAGCUCACCAAUUGGUCAUGGAGGGCUUUUCUUGGGGCCAGGACAAACAAGUGGUGACUAUAUUCUCAGCACCAAACUAUUGCUACAGAUGUGGCAACCAAGCAGCCAUCAUGGAGCUGGAUGAGCAGCUCAACAAAAAGUUCAUUCAGAUUGACCCCAGCCCAAGGGAGGGUGAGCCAACCAUCAGCCGACGAACGCCAGACUACUUCCUGUAG
Molecule: messenger RNA, 960 nt
Organism: Yarrowia lipolytica CLIB122
Lineage: Eukaryota; Fungi; Ascomycota; Dipodascomycetes; Dipodascales
Biological process (GO): mitotic cell cycle
Cellular component (GO): cytosol
Molecular function (GO): protein serine/threonine phosphatase activity
Source: RefSeq, a predicted model, not a curated record